UUUAAGGUUCCCGAAUUCGUUGAGUAUUUGCUAGUCGGUGCCGGAGCGGCUGCAUAUUAUGCAUCGUUGGCUAUACGAGCUCGUCACGCUGAUGCAAAAGUUCUCAUGAUCGGCGAGGAAAACCAUCUGCCGUAUAACCGUCCUCCUUUGUCAAAAGAGCUGUGGUGGUAUGGUGACGAAAAUUCGGCGACUAGUCUACAGUAUGAAGGCCUCAGUGGAAAGAAGCGCGAUGUAUACUUUGAAGCCGAGGGUUUCUUUGUGCCUCCAUCAGAGUUGCCGUCAACGGUUCAUGGCGGUGUAUCGCUGCUGAAAGGGCACCGAGUGAAGAAGCUUAACCCUAGAGAGAAAAAAGCUUACCUCGAUGAUGGAACAUGUAUUUCGUACGAUAAGUGCCUCAUCGCUACAGGAGGAAAACCGAAGACAUUACCUGAACUUGAUGAUGCUGGUGAAGACGUAAAAGAGAGGAUACUGUAUCUGCGAGGGGUUCGUUAUGUUCUGGAAUUUCGUUUGCUUUUCGUUCCAGUAACUAUUGUUGGCGGCGGUUUCACUGGUUCAGAGUUAGCUUAUAGCAUUCGUAGAAGAUAUCAAGAUGUAGAAAUCAGUCAGGUCGUUCCUGAGAAAGGGAAUCUGAGCCAAGUUCUGCCGGAACUUUUGUCACAGAAAGCUACGGAGUCCCUCCGCGGAGUUGGAGUUGAUGUAAUAACCGAUGCUAAGGUUAGCUGUUACCCACGAUUACAAAAAGCUCUCACGCCCGACUAUGUUAUCGUUUGUGUAGGAAUUGAGCCAGAUACCUCAGUUGCAGAAGCUUCCGGUCUUGAGAUUGACAGCCGGUUAGGCGGCGUAGCUGCAGAUGCAGAGCUUCGAGUUCAGUCUGAUAUCUGGGCUGCAGGAGAUUCAGCAUCGUUCUACGACAAAUCGUUAGGUCGACGGAGGAUUGAGCACUGGGAGAAUGCACAAGUAAGUGGACGUCUGGCAGGUGAAAACAUGACGGGAGCCGGAAAAGCGUUCUGGUACCAACCAUCGUUCUUCUCGAAGAUUGCUCCACAAUGGAAUCUCAAUGCCGUCGGCAUCACAGAUUCAUCUCUACCAACUGUUUCAGUGUUCGCGAAAGAUGACAAUGCCAAUGAAAGCUAUGAACGUGGCGUUGUUUUCUAUAAAGGAGAGAACGGAAAGGUUGUUGGUGUACUUUUGUUGAACGUCUAUGGCUCUGGGGUCGACGUAUCACGUCGUAUAAUCGAGGAAGCGCGAAGUAUAGACGAUUUUCGACAACUGGCAAAGCUUUAUGAACUCUACAGCCCCCUUGAACCCGAACAGGAAGAAAAGAGUGAAGCGAAGUCGGAUAAGGAUGAAUAG
Haemonchus placei is the source of this 1353-nucleotide messenger RNA. NCBI's taxonomy places the organism in Eukaryota, Metazoa, Nematoda, Chromadorea, Rhabditida, Trichostrongylidae. The record is from the annotation of a GenBank genome assembly.